Molecule: messenger RNA, 4635 nt
Organism: Brenthis ino (lesser marbled fritillary)
Lineage: Eukaryota; Metazoa; Arthropoda; Insecta; Lepidoptera; Nymphalidae
Source: the annotation of a GenBank genome assembly
AUGCCAGGGGAGCUCUUUCGCAAAGGUGGCCCCAAUGAUACAAUGCAGGCCCCAAGAGAUUCAAGCAGACCAAAGCGGAGUACGAAAAGAAGAAAUUCUAGAAAAAAAUCAUUAUCGCCAUCAGAUUUAAAAUGUGUUCGUGGGGACUCGAAAAGUGAGAACAAAUUGAACGGUAAAAGAUCAUUAUCCGAGGGGUCAGUGAAAGUGAAACAGAAGAAAAGUAAUAUACAAAGGACUUUGACCUACCCAAUUUCGUGUGCCGAUUUUGAAGAUGUUUCUGUAGAUGAGGUGUUUAGGAUGAAAGGUGAGCUCGGGCCUCCUGAGAGUGAUGAAUCGAAUUUGCCUCCAACGAGUAGCGAUAGAGACACCGAAGAUGACGUACGCGUUAUAGCCAAACCUGUGCCACACAGACCAAGAUGGGAUUCUGGAAGCGAGAUGGACUCUUUGGUUACUAUAGCCGUCAAGAAAGCAUCGGCCCGACGACGUCGUACGCCCGCUAACCUUGAUUGGGGCGUCCAUACUGAGCAAAGCGAAGUGAGUGAGCCCGAGGCCGGUCGCAUGCGUCCCGAGGACUAUCGUCUCGUGUUUCUAAGUUCAGACUCCUCCUGUCGCGAGGACACGGAAGACUCGGCUUCCACUGCGUCCUCUGCCGCGCCGCCCGCGCCCGACGAUUGUGAUUGGGACUAUUUCGAGCCGGGCGCGGCGGCAGCACCUCUACCAUCACCCCCAUCGACAAAGCACAUACCGCCAGCGUGUCCACGUGCUUGCUCCUGUGGCGCCGAACCACGUAUAGUCGCCGUACCUGUGCCAGUACCCGUGCCGGUUCCAGCUGCGCUUUGGCCGGCACUUCUCGCUUUCCCCACACAGACGCCACCCACCCCGCAUUGGAGUACGUAUCCGGGAUUUCCACCUCUCGAUGCUGCGGCUCUCGCACGGCUCACGACGGCCGCCGCCGUCGCAGUCACCGCCGCCGCCACCGCGUCCGCUCUACCGCAAAAUAGACUCGAAAUGACCAUAGAAAGAACUGAUAAAGCGAUACAGUCCGAGCUACAAGUGCCCGAGACCGAUAACGAUAAGGAAGAUAAGAAUAUUGAACGCACAGUCGAACAUGAAACUUUGGACGGAAUUAAGGUGAUCGCCGAAAAUUCAAUUCCAGUGCUAUUGGAACCCGUGGACGCGAUGCCUGACCAUCUGGAAGCGGAAAAAGCCUUUCCGUCUUCGAAUGAAUCUGCCAAUUCAAGUGAUUCUGAAGCCGGUAUCGCUCGGCGAAGCUAUGACCUGCGUAGUGGCGCCCCGGAGGAGCCGGCGACGUCGGAUGAAGACUCGGACGACUCAGGGGGAGGAGGGGGUCAAUUUUCUCGAGUCUUCGUAGUUAACCCUGCGGAUUCAUCUUCUGACAUGGAGGAUAAUGCCGAUAGCAGCGGUAUCGACUGUGACGACUCCUACGAUAAAAAGUCAGAUAGUUUAGAGAUAAUUGCCGCAGAAAUACCAUUACAAAAUAACAUAAAUAUUGAGCCGGAAAUGAAUGAAAAUGUUCCUCAAAAUAAUGAUAACGUUGUAUUUUUGGAGUCCGUUCACUUUUCACAAGAUUUUCCGAUGGUUCAAUAUAGUGGUGAAAUUAGUGAAAAUGCUUCCAAAAAAUCGAAUUUUGUUCAAUAUUGCGACGAAAAUAUGUUACGAAGUGAAGUUUGUGAAAAAUAUAAUAGUUUUAAUACUAUUAGUGACGCCUAUUCGAGCUCAAGCUGGGGUUAUCAAAAUAAUGUAGAAAAUAACUGUAAUAGUAGUAUUUUAGAAAAUAUAGAGUGUGAUUCUUUAGAUAAUUCAUUUAAUUCAGACUGUAAUAUAAAAGUCUCCGUACAAUUGCCGUUAUGUGAUAAUAACAACGAAAAAAUAAUUUCAAAAGACUCGAGACACGAGCAAUUAAGAAAAUUAUCACCCUCACCGGAACUAAAACAAGAGCAAACGAGUUUGUCGACCUUACCAACAGCAACAGAAGAAAAAAUAGACCUGUUUAAAGGUAUUGAACGCACGCUUAGUGAGUUAUUGAAGAAAGAAUUAAUGGAGGACCAAGGGGAGGAGAAAAUGCACGGUUCGCGGCCGGUUUGCGCCGAGACGGAGGGGAGCGCGGGCGCACCUGUAGCGGCAACAGUUUGCCGUUCGCGCCCGGCGAGUGUGGAUGGUUCCGCGCGUUUUACUAGCCGCGUUAUGAUAACGCACGAUCGUGUCUCCGUUGUCACGUCAGACACGACGCGACUCAUGCGUGACAUUACAGUGCAUCACACUAACUUGCAAAACGAACCGGAACCGGACACUGGUGAACAAAACGAAAUAAACGAACGAUCUGACGACGAAUCGGCGCAACCUUCAAGUGGAGUGACUGUUGUUAGUAAUGCCAACACUCUCUCAGCGGUCGUGUGUCUCGAGGAGGGGCUAGCAGAUGACGACUCGUGGGUCGAGGACGUCAGCCACGACGAUGUCACUUCACCAUCGGACACGGAUUCGGGGGACGAAGCGACUUUACCCACGCGUGGGGAAGACUUCGCUUACUGUAGGCGGUCUUUAGAUUUUACGUUACAUACGAUAGUUGAAGAAAGUUGUGAAGAAAGUGAAACCGAACAUAUUAUUAAGAAACAGCGUCCUAUUUCGGCAACUGAGCUCGAAAAAUAUUUUUUCUUCGGCUUAGGGGAGGGAAGGGUUGUUCGCGAAGAUGAAGACGCGGUAUCGGAGACAUCGAGUGUAUGCAGUGAGGGUGCAGAAUCGUUUGUUGAUACGGAGCAACCGCGAAAGAGUGGUGAUAGUGACGAACUUGUAUCUUCGCGCUUAGAAAAUUAUUUCUUGUCUGGCUUUAUGGGUUUUAAUCAAGAACGGCGUGACUCUGAUGGAUCUGGAAGUGUUGGUAGUGAUAGUGAGGGGAAACAAAGUCCCGAACAAAGGCGGAAAAGGUUAGUUAGAGCUCGAGGUACGCCUCGAUCCCAUUCAUCCUCUUUAGAUAAUUUAUUAACCGGCGAUGAACCUUCUCAAGAUAAUCAAGAAUCAUCAGAUGGCUCGAGUACAGAAACAGAAGACCGCCACGAGUCUCUAGAAAGGCUUGAUGUACAAGGUGAAACAAAACGAAAAAAGACUAAAAAACCACGAGGAUCGCCAGCUGACGAAAGACGACAGUCUGUUGAAUUUCCCGAAGAAACACGUGACGAUACGCGAUCUGUAUCAGAGGGUGAGGAUGGAAGGUUGUCACCUCGUACUGAAUUUCCACCUUUAGGAUCUGAACUUUCAGAGUCUAAAAAACAAACAAGUAGAGAUAGUGGAUUCGUAGGUAGUUGCGACGAUUUAUUGAGAAACGGUGACAGCAGCUCAGAGUUCACCAGAUCUCACGAACCUAAAACAGAACUAGAAGAAAUUAUAGAGGAAGUGAGGCCUGAUGUUGAUGAACGCGUCGAGCGACCACCUUCAUCUCGACCGCCUCCAAGUCCGCUCACGAGAAAAGAUAGCUUUAAUAAUUGGUCAUCUGACGAAGAAACAAACUUAAUGAUGACAAAAAUGCGUCAAUUUUUCAAACAGAUGAUUCACACGGCAAACGUGCGAACAUCAACUCCAGCAUCUUCAAAUUCAGAGAGCCCACGUCCGCCUAAACCACCGCAAUUACUUUAUUUUGAAAGUGAAUUGACUAGAUUAAUGAAAACAGUUCCGGGCAUUCGAGACGAGGAAGUUCGAGAAAUCGUAGAAUAUUUAUCUAGUGAAGAUACAUGGAGUGACUCGUAUGAUUCUUCUGAUUAUGCUGGUUCCGAUUUAGAAGGUACAGCAAAUCGGUCGGCGUUAAGAAGGCAAAUCUCAGAGAGUUGUCGUGAGAUAAUAGACGAAUUUGACCGUGGUAAUAGCGAAGCUGGCUCUUUAGAGCGAGACGCGGUAGGUGCAUAUCAAAGGUUGGCAGCGACGCUUGGCCGAGCUGGAGAUGGAUCCCCACCCUUAUUUGGGAAAGUGAUGCGGCAUAUAGGCGGUAGAUUAGUAGCACUGAUGCAUGAGGUGUCAGCAGGUGCAUCGCCGAGUACAGAUGACGAUAGCGCCUCAGAACCAGGAGCGUUAGCGCGUAGUCGAUCUCAUGAUAUUUUAGAGGCCACAGCAAGUAGAGGCAGUGUCGCGAGUGACUGUGAGAGAUUUUCGUGGCGUGGUAGUUUCGAAUCUGCUUUACUUGCCGCUGAUUCUCGAGGAACUCUGGGUGGUGGUGCUGAAGCGAGGAGAUCCCCUGCAGGAGCUGAUCUCGCAGCUCAAAAAUCUCAUUCGAGGAGCUGUGGUGCUAUUAGUGGCAGUGAGGAUCGGCUGUGGCGUGGAAGGCGGCGUGCCUCGGCGCCAGAUGCAGAGUCUGAAGAAGAGCAACGCGCCGGGUCACUACCGCGGCUCCCAUCCGUCACCGGUACAAACACAGUACCGGCAGGUCCGGUGAAGUCAGCACGGUAUCGUGCGCCGGGCUUCAGGACUGCGACUAGGGCGGCUUCAGCGCCGGGCCUUCAUGUUCCUAGACGACGUAGGGCUCCGCCCACGCCUCAACCGACGGCACCCUCUGCGCCUGCAUCCGCCCCUAGCUUACAGGAAUGCAAACAUAAUGAUACUUGUGAAUCAAGUUGUAAAUAUCGUCUCUUC